CGACGAAUAUGCUAGCUAAGGCUCUUUGGUGUGUCGCUGCCUUUGGGCUUUUGUUGUCUCCACUCGUGGCUGGGUUUGGGUUGUCGGUGUCUGGGAAUAAUUGGGUCGUUGAUACAUCUGGAGGACUUGUCUUCACUGUGAACUCUGCAAAUGGAGACAUCACGUCCAUACUUUUCAACAACUUACAAGCCCAGGAUCCGACAAAGUUCAGCCAGAUCUCAUCGGGCUUGGGAAGCGCUAGUUGCUCCCACGUACAGACGGGCACCGGAAACAACUUCAUCAAGAUCAGUUGCGUUACUUCUACUCUGACCCAAUACUAUGUAGCCCAAAAUGGCGUACCGGCGAUUCAUAUGGGCACCCUUACGACCGCCGAACCCACAGUGGGCGAGCUCCGCUUCAUCGCUCGUCUUCUCAAGUCAUCCCUCCCGAAUGGUAACCCCGCAUCAGACAUCCAAGGCGGAACGGCGAUUGAAGGCAGCGACGUCUUCCUCGUCAACGGACAGACUAGGUCCAAGUUCUACUCUUCGGUUCAGUUCAUCCACGAUCAGGUGCAUGGCGCUACGGGGUCGGGUAUUGGUGCGUUUAUGAUCAUUCCGGGGACAGGGUAUGAAGCUUCGUCGGGAGGGCCGUUCUUCAGAGACAUAGACAAUCAAGGGAGCGACCAACAGGAGGUUUAUUUCUAUAUGAACUCGGGGCACACUCAGACAGAAGCCGACCGUCAAGGUUUCCACGGACCUUAUGCUCUUUGGUUCACGACAGGAUCGACUCCCGGUGUAUUCGACACUUCCUUCUGGAGCACCCUCGGCGUCAGUGGCUUCGUCCCCACCUCCAGCCGCGGCUUCGUCAACGGAAAAGCCAUCGGUAUUCCCUCCGCAUUCUCUGGCCUGACGACUGUCGGAUGGGCGAACUCUGCAGCUCAGUAUUGGGCUGCGGCGGACGCUAGUACUGGGGAUUUCUCGUCUCCGGCGAUGAUAUCAGGGACGUAUACUAUGAGCUUGUAUAAGAGGGAGUUGGUCGUGGGUACUCAGAGCGUCACGGUGUCUGCGGGGACUACUAUCAAUUCGAACAUACACGAUACUUUUGCCCUCGACACGUUGACUCCGAUCUGGAGCGUCGGCGACUUCGAUGGGACUCCUACUGGGUUCUUGAAUGCGGACAUGAUCCAGACGAUUCACCCAAGCGACUCCCGUAUGCACUCCUGGGGUCCAAUCACGUAUACAGUCGGUCAACAGGCCAUCGGCUUCUUCCCCAUGACAGUCUUCCAAGCCAUCGGUCCCGUCACCGUUCGUUUCGGAUUGGCGUCCGGCCAAGGCGGGGCUCGCACACUACGGAUCGCCACUUCACUCGCAUUCGCUGGUGGAAGACCUGUGGUUACGAUUAAUGGAUUUUCGGGACCUGUGCCGCCUGCGCCGAACGAACCUGACUCGAGGGGUGUGACAAGGGGGACAUGGAGAGGAAAUAACCAAUUGUAUGAGGUUGAUAUCCCGAGUGGCGUUCUGACCACUGGUUCGACCGUGAACGUUAUGACCAUCACGGUUGCCUCUGGAUCAUCUGGUGCUGAGUUUUUGUCUCCGAAUUUCGUCGUCGAUGCUAUCGCAUUAUACUAACGAUUUUAGGUGAGAGUCUGUGGGUUUUAUCGUGGUAUGAGAUCUAUUCCGUGACAACAAAAACUUGCCAAGGAUGCUAUGUACAUAUGUACCGAGCUUUUUCUUUGCCAAAUGUUUCGCUGCAGGCAGCCUGAGCGACGCAGUGUGGCGCGCCACAAACCUAAA
Stereum hirsutum FP-91666 SS1 is the source of this 1772-nucleotide messenger RNA. Its product is annotated as polysaccharide lyase family 4 protein. The record is from RefSeq and is a predicted model, not a curated record. Gene Ontology annotation, biological process: pectin catabolic process. NCBI's taxonomy places the organism in Eukaryota, Fungi, Basidiomycota, Agaricomycetes, Russulales, Stereaceae. Gene Ontology annotation, molecular function: carbon-oxygen lyase activity, acting on polysaccharides; carbohydrate binding. Bases 9 to 1607 code for a protein of 532 amino acids. The transcript has 19 exons.